AUGAGCCAAAACAACGCAGAAACUGCACAUAUGUCGCGUCCAGACGCGUUAGAAGCGCGCCAAAACGCAUAUGACUCGUGCAACACGGUUAAGACGCCCGUAGAGGCGACAGAAACUCCUGUUGACGCGUCCAAUGGGUCUAAUGGAUCAUCAAGAGCAGAUGAGGCGGCUUCUUCUGGUCCCACAACGUCACCCGACGUCGACAGUGUGAUCCAUCGCCAUCCCAAGAUGACGACCAGGAGCAAUAAGUCGGCCGUGCUGGCGUCAGCGGACAGCGUGGAUGAUUUCAAGAGAGCACGAACAAAAUUUACGAGCGAACAGAUUCGUGAGCUCGAGGCUUUCUUUGCUCAGCAAGGUCCGCACCCAACACGAACGCAGCGUCUUGCCAUGGCCGAAAAACUCCAAAUCCCGCCACGCGUUGUGCAGAUCUACCUACAGAACCGCCGCCAGCGAGAUGCAAAAAACAAAAAUGCAGCGGCUACUGCAAAUUCUGCAAAGGAAAAGGCUAAAAUAUCCAUCGCGGGUACGCGAUUGAGUGCCCAGGCGGGCGUAACGGAACCCACCGAGAACGCUGUAACCGUGGAACACGCGUCUGCUUCUGCGAUAGGCAACUUGUCUAUUCUCAAAGAGCAUGGUAUCCAAUUUUCCAGUGAUGUCUUGGAAUCAACGCGCUCCUUCGAGGGGCUUUCGGGGCAUUCCACUUUCACCUUUUCAUCCUCCCCAAAUACCGUUUCGCUCAACCUUGACGAGCUCGAAACACCUUCUCGCCCGGCCUCUCAACUAUUUGUGGCGGGUACGGGCCGACGAGCGACGCAAAACGACCUCUACCUUAACAACAAACUCUGGACGCGUAUCCUCUCCUCUCCUCCCUCACCCGCUACCUCCAGAAAACGACUCUACGAGACACUUCGACAGUCUUUCCUCGCCCAACCGACCGAACCCAAAGGUCGUGAAUCUUCGGAAAGUUCUCGUCCAGCCGCCGGUGCACUCGAGACCGUUGGCGUCAACCUGCCAGCCAAUGAGGGCAAGUCUUUGGAGCGAAAGUCGUCCAAGAUUGACCUGGCAUGUGCUAUUGCACGCGAUGUCAAGGUUGGCGCCAAACCGACCGCUCCUCUCAAGGUCAGCGAGUCGCACCACAUCGAAAGUGGGCGCCCUCGAACCGCGUCUGGCGUCAAGCGUUUACGAGAGGAAACGAAUGAGAACGAAGCGCCGCGCAAGCGGACGGCGUCACUGACCUGGUCGGCUCGUGUCGCCACUCCGGUUGCUUCCAAAGCUGGAUCCGCGACCGAAGGUCUUUCUACACCGGAAAACACGAUUGCUUCCAGCUCUCCUGGUUCCUCAGUCGCGCCUUCGGUCUCGUCAUCAGCCACGCUGUACCCUGAUCCAAUCCAGGGGUUGCAUUCCUCUGCGUACAAGGAGCUCCCUCAGAGCGUUUCUCCGGUGGUUCAGAGAAUCGAUGCUCUCAGCGAAUUGGAAGCAAACGCCGCGUUGGUCUUAGCCCUGCUGCCCUAUAACGUCUGA
This is a messenger RNA of Serendipita indica DSM 11827, 1521 nucleotides long. Lineage: Eukaryota; Fungi; Basidiomycota; Agaricomycetes; Sebacinales; Serendipitaceae. The record is from the annotation of a GenBank genome assembly.